GGUGCCAGACAUUGCAUGCCUCACCCAAUGGUUGCGCGUAAAGUCAUUGACUGACGCUUACUAAAACACUGGUCGGCAACAGAUGCUGGCUCAAGGGUGUUUUAAUUUUUUCACGGUUUAGUCAAACCUUUCAAGGGUUUGGUAAAAUCUGUAGUAUUCCCACACACAAUUCAUUCUCGCGUCUCAAUCAAGGUGUGAAAUUAUGCAUCUUCAAAUACAAUAUUUGUGUGGUCAAUUUGCAGCGUAAAAAUUAUAAUCGGACGCGCGGCUGAAUCUGCCACUACCCAGGCGUUAAAAAAUCUGUCAUGCGUAGCAACGCCUGGGCAGAAGAUCUCCCAUCUCAACCUUGCCUGUGGCUGGGGGAGGGGGCUUGUGUGGGAGAAACCAGGAAGAGAAAUGGUAUGAAUGUAUUUGACAACUUCAACCUCAUGUAGCCUGAAUAGCUAGUGUCUAUUUGACGAAUACAUUUUACUCGACACAACGGAGACCCACUUGCUUUAUGUCAAAGUUAAAUAAAAAUUUAGAACGAUAACCCCAGCUUUGAAACGAAAAAGGUUAAAGUUCACAGGAAGCUGGGGGGCUACCAUUUUUCACUGCUGCUUACAUUUUAGAUGCUAGAGAGGGAGGGGUGGUCGUCGUGGUUUUAUUUAAUUUCUCCAGACUAUUGAGCUGUACGCGUUUUUUUGUUUCGCCACCCCUACUCACUAACAAUUGAUGUUGAAUGAAUUCGGCAUGGAGAGAAUAGCGGAGCAGUCGUGGAAUUCUUCAUACACCUAUCAGGUGAGCAAGCAUAGCGCGGAGAUGCUACACAACCUCAACAUUCAGAGGAAAGAUGGAGGCAAGUUUUGUGAUGUGAUCUUGCGCGUCGGCGAAGAGAGCUUUCCUGCCCACAAGGCGGUACUGGCGGCGUGCAGCGAGUAUUUCGAGUCCGUUUUUGGUUGUCAAACGGAGGGCGACGGGGAGGCAAAAGAGCUCGAGAUGCAUACGAUAAGUCCCAAAGUUUUUAAAGAUAUUUUGGACUUUGCCUACACCUCUAGGAUUGUGGUACGAUUGGAAUGUUUCCCCGAGUUGAUGACGGCUGCUAAAUUUCUGCUAAUGCGUUCUGUCAUCGAGAUAUGCCAAGAAGUAAUCAAACAGUCCAAUGUAAAAAUUCUUGUUCCACCCUCAAGAAGAGGCGACGUCAGUUUAUUCCGUGCCACGGGGGGCUCUGAAUUUAGUUUCACAUUGGCUGUAGACAACUUGUCAAAUGGGAAUGGCUUGUUUACCAACAAUGGGCAGACACAUAAUGUGGAUGGAAAUCGGGCCAAUGAUACAGUCAUGUCGGAUGGCAGCCCCCAGUCCUCUAUGCCAGUCCUGCAGCCCGUGUCUCCAUCAGAGAUGACGGACAACCCGUUCCAAGAAGAGGGCUCUUUGGGUUCCAAGAGAGGCAGGGGGCGACCAAAGAAGGGGACAGUCAUGGAACCUAUUCAUUACAACAUCAGCACCGCUGACGUUAAAGAAGACAUUGAGCAGAUAUUUCCUUGUGGAAUAUGUGGCAAGGCAUUUACAGAGGCUGUGCGGUUGAGAAACCACGAAGCGCAGCAUGGAGCGUCCAGCCAUGGCGCGAGUAGCGGCGACGGCUUGUCUGGCGAGGGAGGCCCUACCUCGAUAUCGCACUCUGGUCAGCCCGGUCUGUUGGAGAAUGGCAUGCCAUUGCAUGGAGGAGUAGGCAUAGAAAACAGCCGUAAGCGCGAGAGGACGAGACGUCACGUUGGCUGUGACAUUUGUGGGAAGGUGUUCCGGGAUGUCUACCACCUGAACCGACACAAGUUGUCUCAUUCCGGGGAAAAGCCAUAUGCUUGCCAUGUCUGUGGCCUGCGGUUCAAGCGCAAGGACAGGAUGUCAUACCAUGUCCGGUCACAUGAUGGAUCUGUGGGUAAACCCUACCUCUGUCAAAGUUGUGGAAAGGGGUUUUCCAGGCCAGACCAUCUGAAUGGACACAUCAAGCAGGUUCACACAACAGAGAGACCCCAUAAGUGCCAGAUUUGUAAUGCUUCCUUUGCUACAAGAGAUCGCCUGCGGUCCCACCUAGCUUGUCACGAGGACAAGAUCCCCUGCCAGAUGUGUGGGAAGUACCUCCGAGCUGCGUACAUGACCGACCAUCUCAAGAAACACAGUGAAGGACCUCACAACUACUGUGGUAUAUGCAACAAAGGUUUCUCCACUGCGUCCUACCUUAAGGUGCACGUAAAAUCGCACCAUGGCUCGCCAUUGCACCCCCGUACUGCCCAAGCACACGGUGCCUUCCCUGCGCUGCACGGGGAGCCACAGAUGCACAGCGGCGCCCCCUACCACACGGGACGCCAGUGCACAGUGGAAGACCUGUGUACCAGUCACCGGCUGCUGGUCACCUUCCCAGAGGCAGAUGGUCACUGCUUUCUCCCCCAGGCCGGCCCUCCCUCCCUGGGUCUGCAGCCCGAGCUGCUCCUGGGGAAACCAGGGCCUGGGGGGGCUCCAUAUUUCUGGGAGUGCCACUCUGCUGGGCCGCCUGGGUUUCACCCCCUCCACGGGCCUCUGCCAGACGGACAGGAGAAUGCUGGAAAAUGCCCCCAUCAAGGAGAAUCUGAGGGAGACGAGCCGUUGUUCGGGGAUCUGUCCAACGGCGACGAAAUUAAGUCUCCGCACAAGUCUGAGGAAGAGGAGCUUGGGACGCCGUUUGACUGCAACGGAGCCUCUACCGAUGCUGUGGGAGGGUCGCCACCAGGUGCCGUUAAAGCCAAGACCAGCCAGGACUCUCCAGUGAAGAAGUUCCCUUGCAGCGAGUGCACACAGACCUUCCGCACCAAGUCUUACCUCAAUAAGCACGUCAACAGAGUGCACCAUCAUGGGGUCCAGAAGAGUCUAGUGGUGAGUGUAGGGUCGGGGUCAGGUCUGGGGGAGCUGGGUCCUUCCCUGGGCUCACCCUUCUCCCCUCAACAGAACAUGUCUCUGCUGGAGUCAUUUGGCUUCCAGAUCGUCCAGUCUGCCUUUGCCUCGUCGCUGGUGGACUCUGAGGCAGGACAUAGUGGGAUGGAGCUGGGGGGGAAGUGACCUGUAGCUCAGUGGGGGGGAAGUGAUCAAUAAGUUAAUGUGGGGGAAAGUGAACCUAGAUUUGUGCGGGAAAUUUGCCCUAGUUAGGUCUGUUCAGCCUAUCAGAUGUAAGGGAAUGGCAUUGUCUAUAGACUGCUCUUGGCGUUGUCUAUAGACUGCUCUUGGCGUUGUCUAUAGACUGCUCUUGGCGUUGUCUAUAGACUGCUCUUGGCGUUGUCUAUAGACUGCUCU
This is a messenger RNA of Oncorhynchus nerka (sockeye salmon), 3300 nucleotides long. RefSeq names its product POZ/BTB and AT hook containing zinc finger 1 (gene patz1). Gene Ontology annotation, cellular component: nucleus. The coding region runs from base 715 to 3069 and encodes 784 amino acids. Gene Ontology annotation, biological process: regulation of transcription by RNA polymerase II. The record is from RefSeq and is a predicted model, not a curated record. The transcript has 6 exons. Lineage: Eukaryota; Metazoa; Chordata; Actinopteri; Salmoniformes; Salmonidae. Gene Ontology annotation, molecular function: DNA-binding transcription factor activity, RNA polymerase II-specific; protein binding.